UUAUAGAGCAGAAUUGAACAUAAAACCCCCGAAAAAUCCCGAGAGAGGGGAUGCCGUACUUUAGUAGUUUUAAACCCGCUUAUUGUUAGUCAGUUAGGCUAGGUCAGCCCGAGUUAGCAUGUUCGUAGUUAUUGUUGCUCUGAUUUCCAUCGGCAGGACAUCGGGUUGAUUUUUUUUCUUUAGUCUUACUGUAGCAUUGAAACACCGAUGACAUAACGAGAGCCCACGCCGAAUUUUUGGAAUUAUUUUGUUGCUUCAGGGCUUAAUUUUUUAUUUUUAUUAUUGUUACUGUGAGUGGAUUUGUUGCUGUCAGUGGUUGAUUUUUUUUUUUUUGAAAUAGUGAAGAAUUUUAUUAUUAAUUGCACUGAAAAGUUUUAUUAUUUUUAUUUUUAUUGUGGAUGGAGUUUAUGUGGCUUUAUCACCACGGAUCAGAGAAUGGCACUUUCGUUUUUACAAGAAGCACAACUUAAAUCAGGUCUCCGUACGGGACAACUGGAUAUAAAGGACGAGAAGCACUCACCGCCCUUAAACAACAACACACUAGCCUUAUACCCGCACUUGCAAACAUCGGCUCCACGGCCUAUGGCCUUAUUUUCCCCGGAGCAGAUCUUAGCGACUCAAACAGCCGCCCUGAUGAACACGCGACUGCCGCCAGGCUUGCAAGCGACGUUAGCCGCCGCAGCAAACUCAGCAUUAUACAACCAGAACCAAAUGGCCCUGUUUGCCGGGUGGAUACCGCCACCAUCGCCUCCACAAGCUCCAAUUUCCCCAAUUUUAAAGCAGUCUUUAAAGCGUACGGCUACUAGCCCUACGGAGCCAAUAAAGCGACCGCGCAAGCGCGGGCCCAAGGCCAAGGAGGAGGUGCCAAUUCAAGCCCCGCCCAGCCCGCCGAAUUCCGUGAGUCCUGAGGCGCCGUCCAAGGACACAGCUCCGCGCGACAAGGUAUUUACCUGCGGAGUGUGCUUAAGAUCCUUUGGCUACAAGCACGUGCUCCAGAACCACGAACGGACCCACACUGGAGAAAAACCCUUCGAGUGCCCGGAGUGCCACAAGCGCUUCACCAGGGACCACCACUUAAAGACCCACAUGCGGCUCCACACCGGAGAAAAGCCGUACCAUUGCUCACACUGCGAUAGGCAGUUCGUCCAGGUCGCUAACCUCCGCCGCCACCUCAGAGUUCACACUGGCGAGCGGCCGUACGCUUGUGAGCUUUGUUCCGCAAAGUUCAGCGACUCAAAUCAGCUCAAAGCUCACUUGUUAAUUCAUAAAGGGGAAAAACCCUUUGAGUGCGAACACUGCAAUGUUAGAUUCCGCCGCAGGCACCAUCUUGUUCAUCACAAGUGCGGAGUUGCGGCUACUGCACAGGAUUUGAUCAGCUCCGCCCACGCUCAGUUGGCCAAUCAGAGGUUUGGCCUUACGAGAGACAGGGAGUAUGUUAGAGAGAGGGAGUCGGUGAUUAGUGAUGAUUUUGAAGAUGAUUUGGAUGAAGAUUUGGAAAGGAAGAAAAUUGCGGAUUUGCCGAUUAAUUUGUCCGUUCCUAUGGAACUUCCGGAACAGACGGAGCCUGAGGAUUUGUCCAUGAGCACUGGGUCAAUGCGUGGGCAUUCUAAUAGCCACAGUGGAGGGGAUUCGCCGCUAAGUAGGAGUCCUAGUAGUGAUAUUCAUGAUGAUGAUGAUGAGGAUAUUGAUGAUUUAAAUGGAAGGCUGUUUUUGAGCAAGCAGAAUCUUGAUGUGUUUAGGCAUAGGAUUAAUCAUAGUAAAAGUAGGGUUUAGUUAGCUCUCGGUAACUUUAAGGGGGGCAAUUUUAGACCUGGUGUCAAAUUUUGGAAAAAGGUUGAUAGUGUUUUUGGGCGAUAGCUUAAAAACUUGUCGGUU
Molecule: messenger RNA, 1875 nt
Organism: Cotesia glomerata
Lineage: Eukaryota; Metazoa; Arthropoda; Insecta; Hymenoptera; Braconidae
Gene: Kr
Product: protein krueppel-like
Exons: 2
Coding region: 436-1773 (445 amino acids)
Biological process (GO): regulation of transcription by RNA polymerase II
Molecular function (GO): DNA-binding transcription factor activity; RNA polymerase II cis-regulatory region sequence-specific DNA binding
Source: RefSeq, a predicted model, not a curated record